Molecule: messenger RNA, 7006 nt
Organism: Elaeis guineensis (African oil palm)
Lineage: Eukaryota; Viridiplantae; Streptophyta; Magnoliopsida; Arecales; Arecaceae
Product: E3 ubiquitin-protein ligase PRT6
Biological process (GO): ubiquitin-dependent protein catabolic process via the N-end rule pathway; protein ubiquitination
Cellular component (GO): ubiquitin ligase complex; cytoplasm
Molecular function (GO): ubiquitin protein ligase activity; zinc ion binding
Source: RefSeq, a predicted model, not a curated record
AUAAAUACCGGAUAGAGAAUAACGCAGUGGCGGUGAACCACCAAAACGGAGGGUGACACUGCCUCCUUGAGUCACAGCGCUGAAUACCGCCGAAGAGGAAAAGGGGAAGGAAUGAUCUCAGCUUCCCGAAACCAUAAAAGGAAAAAGAAAAAGCUAGGGUUUGUUAGAUAGGGAGAAGCCCAGCACCCCUUUCUUUCUCUCCCUGUCGUCUCUCUAUCCGCGUCGCAACCCUGGGGCGAGGAAGCUCGAGAGCGAUCUGCUGGAGUUGUGCGAAUUGGCUUCGGCUCAUGGCCGGAAUGGAGGUUGAUUCACCGCCAGAGCGGAAUCCCCCGCCGUCCCCCCGAGAUCACAUUGUCCAGAGACUUGUUCGGCAAGGGGUUCCCCUGGAGCUGCUCGAACAGUUUCAGCUGGGACUCGUGAAUUUUGUGAAGGAAAACAAAUCCCUUGUUUGGGAGAUUGUGUCUGCCAUCUUACCAACUGAUAUCCAUGUAUCAGAGCCUCAAAGAUUAUCUAAGUCAGAGUCUGGAGGAAGCUCCAGCAGCAUCAAUGUUGAAGAGUUUGGUGAGAGCAUGUUGUGGUUACAAUGGCUCAUGUUUGAGGGUGAACCACAGGCGACUUUGCAGGAUUUGGCUCAGAAAGCUGCUGGCCAACGUGCAGUGUGUGGGGCUGUUUGGGGACGAAAUGAUUUGGCAUACCGCUGCCGAACAUGUGAGCACGACCCAACCUGUGCAAUAUGUGUUCCAUGCUUCGAGAAUGGCAAUCACAAAGAUCAUGACUACUCGAUUAUGUACACUGGUGGUGGAUGCUGCGAUUGUGGAGAUAUUACUGCCUGGGAUCGUGAAGGAUUCUGUUCAAAGCAUAAAGGAACGGAACAGUUCCAACCUCUCCCUGAGGAGUUAGCAAAUUCUGUAGGACCUGUUCUGGAUGCUCUUCUGGUGUGUUGGAAGGACAAGGUUUCUUUAGUAGAGCAUCUAAGUCACCUCAGAGAAGGUGACCACAAAGAUGUGUUUUCCAAUGUUGCAAAUGAGUUAACUUCUGCGGUUGUUGAUAUGUUACUUGACUUUUGCAAAUGUAGUGAAAGCCUUCUUAAUUUCAUCUCAAGAAGAAUGUUUCAAUGUAUUGGUUUAUUAGAUGUUCUUGCAAGGGCAGAGAGGUUCUUGGACAAGGAUGUCGUGAAAAAGCUUCACGAGUUGCUUCUAAAAUUGCUUGGGGAACCUCUUUUUAAGUAUGAGUUUGCAAAAGCUUUCGCAAGAUACUAUCCAGAUACAGUAAAUGAAAUCAUUAAAGAGUGUACGGAUUCAGUGCUUGAAAAGUAUCCACUAUUAUUGAUUUUCUCUGUGCAAAUAUUCACAGUGCGUACUUUGACACCACGACUUGUGCGGGAGGUGAAUCUGUUGGCUGUACUUCUGGGAUGCUUGAGAGAACUUUUUCUUUCUUGUGUUGGAGAGGAUAAUAUUUUACAGGCAAAUAAAUGGGCAAAUCUGUGUGAAACCACAAUUCGUCUGGUUGAAGAUAUACGAUAUGUUUUGAGCCAUGAGGAGGUUCCCAAAUAUAUUGCUCAUGAGCGACCUGAUAUUUAUAGAACUUGGAUCAAACUUUUAAGUCUCGUACAGGGCAUGGAUGCUCUCAAGAGAGCUACAAGUAUUCAUACAGAAGAAGAAAAUGAAAAUCUGGAUGCACCAUUUGUGUUGGGACACCAUCUUGGCAAUGUCCAUGCUCUUUUGGUGCAAGGAGCAUUCUCUGUUGUCGAGUCCAAAGAAAUGAAGGAUGUUAUGGAAGUACAAGGUUUGAAUGAUAGUGAUAGUGUGCGCCAUGCAAAAGUGGGAAGACUUUCUCAAGAAAGCUCUGCAUGUAGUUUAAGCAGCAGAUGUAGCAGAUUGGAUUCUGGAUUGCAGUGUCAUGAUGCAAACUUUGAUAUACAGAAUGGCCUAUCUAUUCCAUCUUCUGCAAUAUGGUUGAUUUUUGAGUGCCUAAAAUCUAUGGAGGUUUGGUUGGAACUAGAAAUUGCUCCAAGGAACAAUUCCUUUGCUCCUGACGCUAUUAGUAGCAGUGGUUGUAAUCCCUUGACUUUGAGAAAAAAGUUUUUUAGAAAAAAGGAGGGUGCAAAAAAUAAUAAGGUUUACAGGAUAUCUGUGUCUGGUCAGGAUAUGAAUGCAGACCAAGUGCCUACCCCUAGCGAGCAGCAUGGGAGGCCUACCCAUCCUCUUAUUCAUGGUAUAACUGGUGGUAAUGUGAUGGAUGUUGAUGACACCACUGACAUGUCUUCUGAUCAUGCUUCUACGAGUGGAUUGUCCGAUGAUAGUCUUCUGGAAACAGACCUUGGUACAGAACCGGAAGCAUUGGGUAUCUUGAAUAUGGCUAACUGGCCUGAUAUAGUUUAUGACAUCAGUUCACAGGAGAUAUCUUUUCACAUUCCUCUGCAUCGUUUGCUUUCAUUGCUAUUGAGAAUAGCAAUGAAAACAUGUUAUGGUGAAAGUGAAAAGUUGGAGAAGGCAAUUGUGAUAUCUUCAAUUCCUUCAUCAGCAUAUUACCAUGAAUUUUUUUGGCAGGCUUUGGGUAGUUUACAGCCUUAUGGAUUUUCUGCUUUUGUGAUGGAGCAUCCGCUAAGGUUAAGAGUAUUUUGUGCUCAAGUGCGUGCAGGCAUGUGGCGUAAAAAUGGUGAUGCUGCCAUAUUUAGUUCUGAGUUGUAUCGUUCUGUGCAAUCGUUGGAACAAGGGCUAGCAUCUGAUCUAUUUUUGUUACAGUGCUGUGCUGCAUUAGCUCCUCCAGAGUUGUUUGUCAGGAGGAUUCAAGAAAGAUUUGGAUUAUCAAAUUAUACAUCUCUGAAUCUGGCAGAACAUAAUGAGUAUGAGCCGAUUCUGGUACAGGAAAUGCUCACUUCCAUCAUACAAAUAGUAAAAGAACGGCGUUUCUCUGGACUUUCUCUAGUCGAAAACUUGAAGAGAGAAUUGGUAUAUAAGUUAGCUAUUGGAGAUGCUACUCAUAGCCAGCUGGUAAAAGCACUUCCUCAUGAUCUUUCCAAGAGUGAUCAGCUUCAAAAUGUUGUUGAUAUGCUUGCAGUGUAUUCAAAUCCCUCUGGCAUGAAGCAGGGUAAAUAUUCUCUUCAUAAAGCAUCCUGGAAAGAAUUGGAUCUGUAUCAUCCCCGCUGGAAUUCUAGGGAUUUACAGGUUGCUGAGGAGAGAUAUUUCCGGUUCUGCAAAGUUUCUGCACUUAAUAUUCAGCUUCCUCGAUGGACUGCUAUCUUUGAACCAUUGACUACAAUUUCUAGAAUUGCCACAUCAAAAGCAGUUCUUGAAAUUGUUCGCGCGGUUCUAUUUUAUGCUGUUUUCACGGAGAUGUCGCCAGUAUCUCCUGCUCCUGAUGAUGUUCUUAUAACAGCAUUGCAUUUACUCUCUUUAGCAUUAGAUAUAUGUGAUUCACAGAGUCGUGAUAAUCAGUCAUGCAUGAGCUUUUCCCAUCAUGCAGAAGAUUCUUUUCCUAUAUUGAAGUAUGCUAGUGAAGAAUUUGAUGUGGGUGCCUCUAAUGAGUUGCCUUUCUGGAAGAAUCAAUGCUUGCUGUCACUGCUAGUUUCAUUAAUGAGGAAGCAUAAGGAAGAAAGUUAUAAGAGUUUUCCUGAGACAAGGCAGUGUGAUAUUUCUUCUCUGAUUGAGAAUUUAUUGAAGAAGUUUGCUCAGCUGAGUACUGAUUGCAUGGGUGCCCUGAAGCAACUGGAACCAGAUAUGGUCUUUCGAAUGCUUCAGCAGUUUCCUGACAAUACCAUUCAGAAUUCGGCAUCAGCUUCUGAUACUGAGCGUAGGGCAAAAGCACGAGAGCAUCAAGCUGCUAUAAUGGCAAAAAUGAGAGCUGAACAAUCAAGAUUUAUUGCCAGCCUUGAGUCCAUGGUUGGUCAUGGACAAGAUGUUCCAAUAUCCAAGCAGGAAAUAUCAAUUUCAGAAGUCGAUCAUGUCUCUGAGGAAUCAGCACCACUUUGUGCCCUUUGUCAUGAUCCAGAUUCACAGAGUCCGUUAUGCUUCCUGAUUCUUAUCCAGAAAUCUCGGCUUACAACUUUUGUUGAGAGAGGUCCACCAUCGUGGGAAGAUGGAGGCCAGUCUGAUGGGAAGAUACAAUCAGUUGGAAAAGAAGGGGUUGUUAAUCCAUCUAGUGCUGACUCAAGCAGUCCAGCACAGUUGGUUCAGAAUGCAGGCGUUGAUUUUUCUAUUGAUAUAGAACCUGCAGAAGGCAAUGCAUUUCUUGACUUUUCUGAAGAACAGCUUCCUGAUAUUAGAAACAUUCAAAGGCCUACUGUAUCAUGCGAUAAUGGCGCAGACACUACAUUGUCUCUUGAGAUGAUGGAGGAUGAAAUCUAUCAGUCUAUUGUAGGGGACAUGCAAAGUAUUGAAUCCCAUACAGAGGCACUGAAUGGUGAGCAGACACGUUCUACUUUAUAUGUUCCAGUAGGUUCAAAGAAAAGUAGAAACAUAGAGUUUUCUGUGCUCGGGGAGUACAUUGCAUAUUUGUCAAGAGAGACUUCAAAACAUCAAUCUUCCAUUUAUGGUCUGCAGUGUCUUGCAAAUGUAUCAUCAAAGCCUACAUCAACUGCUAAAUUUAAGAGAUUUGGUCCAAGCGACUGCAAUGGGAUUCAUAUUUCUUCUUGCGGGCAUGUUGUGCAUCAGGAUUGUCAUGAUCGAUAUCUAUCAUCCUUGAAACAACGAUACAUUAGGAGGCUUGGUUUUGAGGGAGUUCACAUUGUGGACCCAGAUGUGGGAGAGUUACUUUGCCCAGUAUGUCGUAGAUUUGCGAAUUCUAUCCUUCCUGCAUUCCCUUGUACUUCUAAUAGUGCCUGGAGGAAUAUGGCGACCUCAAUCAAUAGUGCAACACCGACUAAUAUAUCAUCAUCAAUCUCAUCAGAUUUGGUUGGUGGCAUUUUAUGCCUUCCCCUUGCAUUAUCUAUUCUUCAAAGCACAUCGAAAGUGGUUGGACAGAGCGGAUUCCUCGAAGCCUACUCUGGAAAGCCAAGGGAAACCAUAGAACCAGCUCUCGAGCCCACCCUUCAAAAAUUGUUUAUACUCUAUUAUCCUCGCAGUUAUGGGAGCUUGUUAGCAUCUGGUCGGCUUAGUCAUUCCCUGAUUCUCUGGGAUACACUUAAGUACUCGAUUAUAUCUACAGAAAUUGCUGCUCGUGGAAGGCUAAACAUGCAUUCCACUGGUUCAAAGUCUUGCCUCGAAUCUUUAUAUGGUGAACUCCAUUCUUCUAGUGGAUUCAUAUCAUCAUUGCUACUUCAUGUUGCUCAAUCUGCUCGCAGUUUAAAUCCUCUUGAAGUGCUUCUGAGGUUCAGAAGCAUUCAACUUCUAGCAGGGUCAAUCUGUUCUGGUGUGUCAGGGGACAACAAUUUAUCAAAUGCUGAUAAGCCAAGAGGUACAUUCUCUUCUGUACUGGAAUGUGCUGACAGUGGAGGAGCCUUUCCCGACUCUCAGUUUUGGAAACAAGCUGCUGAUCCUAUCCUUGCUCAGGAUCCUUUUUCUUCAUUAAUGGCUGUCCUUUUUUGCCUUCCACUUCCAUUUAUAUCAUCAAGUGCAUACUUCAUCCCUCUUGUGCAUCUCUUCUACGUGGUCUGUGUUGUUCAGGCAUUGAUUACAUGCUAUGGCAAACAUGAUUUUGACAUAUCGAGCUUUGGUGACUGCCUUCUUAAUGAUGUUUCCAAGACUAUGGCGGAAUCUGAACUUGUUAGACAGUAUUUUGUCUCAAAUUAUAUUGAUACCUCUUGUCAUCCGAAGGAUAUGAUCCGCAGAUUAACAUUUCCUUAUCUACGAAGAUGUGCAUUACUCUGGAAAUUGCUAAAAUCCUUGAGGUUGGUCCCACUCUAUGGUAGCUUUUGUAUGUGGGAAGGAUCGAAUCUAUAUACAAGCAGUGACGCAUUAGAUACUGCUAACUGCCUUACAGUAGAGCUUAAUGGAAUAAAGGAAUUGGAGGAUAUGUUUGAGAUUCACUCAUUGGAAUUGGUUCUGAAGGAUGAGGUCGUGCAUGCUUUAUCCUUGAGAUGGUGUGAGCAUUUCCUCAAGGAGAUCAGAGUUUGUGAAAAUAGAGGUGUCUUAUUUUCCACUCCGGCAGUUCCCUUUAAGUUGAUGCAAUUACCUCGGGUUUACCAGGAUCUCUUGCAAAGGUAUGUAAAGUUACCAUGCUCUGAUUGCAAGUCUAUCCCAGAGGAACCUGCAUUGUGCUUGCUUUGUGGUAAAUUAUGUUCUCCAAACUGGAAGCCAUGCUGCCGGACGAUGAGUAAAUGCCAAAAUCAUGCGAUGGACUGCGGUGCUGGCAUAGGUGUUUUUCUGUUGGUCAGGAGAACCACGAUCUUAUUGCAGAGAUUUGCAAGGCAAGCCUUUUGGCCAUCUCCCUACCUGGAUGCCUUUGGUGAAGAGGAUCUUGAUGUAAGAAGAGGAAAACCUUUGUAUUUGAAUGAGGAGCGCUAUGCAGCUCUUACGUUUUUGGUGGCAUCUCAUGGUCUUGCUUGGACCUCUGAAGUGCUUCGGCAAACAACCAUUGGUUUUUGGGGUGCUGAUUAGAACAUUCAAAUGAAUUCUUUGCGAAGAAACAGGUUCGACAGAUGUAGUUCCACUCAUCCAUCUUACACUGAAAUCAUCUUUGGAGUGCUGGCUGUUGGUGGAGAAUGGAGCACUGACUCGCAGGCUUCAUGCGUGACACUCUCAUUGUCGGUUUCAUGAUGCAUCUGUUUGUUGAGAGAGAGAGCACCUAGGCCUUCUAUUUCUCACCUUAUUAUCUGCUAAUUUCAUACAAUUUUCGGUACGAGUGACUGAAAUUGUAUGGCUUUAUCCUACCUCUCAGUCUGCUGUAUUGAGACUUGGAAUCGUGUGGGUUUUCGACCCAGUUAUGCAAGCUGUACAGUACAGGUGAUAUGGGAUUGCGAAGUACUGUUCGUUUGCAAUUUUAUAGUGGAGUCCAUUUUGGCUGCAUGUGUAUUUAAUGGGAAGGAUUCCAUUGAUUCUAUUAAAUCAUGAACAUGCUAAUGUGUAUU